Messenger RNA from Belonocnema kinseyi, 6187 nucleotides. RefSeq lists its product as uncharacterized. Bases 199 to 5931 code for a protein of 1910 amino acids. The record is from RefSeq and is a predicted model, not a curated record. NCBI's taxonomy places the organism in Eukaryota, Metazoa, Arthropoda, Insecta, Hymenoptera, Cynipidae. The transcript is spliced from 23 exons.
UCAAAUCCUAUUGUGGACUCUCCUUCACGGACACUUCAAGUGUUAUCAACCUCAUUCUAAUUUCGGGGGCAUUAGUUCAGUUAUCUCUUGCAUUAGUUCAAGUAUUAGUUCAAGCAUUAGUUCAAGAAUCUCUUGUUAUUCCAGAGAAAAAAGGCACUUCUCUCAGUUCCUAAUUAAAAGUGGCCCACGAAUUUUGUGAUGUUCAAUCGACUUUCAGUGAUUUUAUUGCCCCUUUUAUGGAUUUCGUUUUUAAAUGCUGAACCAUUAGUGACAAUUUCGCAAGGAAAAUUGAAUGGAAUCUUCCAGAAUUCUAGAAAUGGGAAAAAAUAUUCAGUAUUCCUGGGAAUUCCCUAUAGUAAACCACCAACUGGAAAUUUGAGAUUUAAAAAUCCCGUACCAGCAGACAACUGGAAUGGAAUACGCGAAGCAACUGUAUUUGGGAACGUAUGUCCUCAGUUACAAAAUGGAAAAGUAAUUGGAAAUGAAGAUUGUCUAUUUCUCAACGUGUACUCACCACUGUUGGAAUUUAAUUCUUUAUUGACGAAAAAAACUAAAUCAAAUUUUUUAUUACCAGUCAUGGUAUGGAUUCAUGGAGGUAGUUUCAUGGAUGGCAGUAGUAAUAUUUAUCCUGGAAACUACCUUUUGGAUAAGGAUAUCAUUCUUGUAACUAUAAAUUAUCGACUCCGUAUCCUUGGCUUUUUGAGCACUGGUGAUUCAGCAGCACCAGGAAACUUUGGAAUAAAAGACCAGGUUCAGGCAUUGAAAUGGGUCCAAUACAAUAUUCGAGCUUUUGGGGGAGAUCCGAAACGAGUGACAUUGUUUGGAGAAAGUGCCGGAGGCGCCAGUGUAGCUUUACAUGCACUUUCGAAAGCAAGUAAUGGUUUAUUCCACCAAUAUAUAAUUCAAAGUGGCAGUCCGUUAUGCCUCUGGGCGUACACAAAAAGGAGCAGAAUGAUUGAAUACUCCAGAAAAAUUUCGUCACUUGUUUCUUGUCCUCUGGACACUACCGACAAUUUCGUUAAUUGUCUUCGAAAAAUGAGCGUAGAGAGUUUACUUAGAACGAAUAGUAUAUUCGGAAAAUUAGCAGAAUUUGUACAAAUCUGGUGGACCCCUACAGAUGAACCUAAAGCUGUCGGUUCAUUUUUAACUGAUAGUCCAAAAAACUUGUUAAAUCAAAAUCAAAUGAAGGAUUUACCUCAUAUUACUGGAGAAGUAACAGACGAAGGCCUAGUAAAUACAGCUAUCUUAUAUGCUGAUACAUCAUUGUUUUCUUUCGUCCAAUCGAACCUGGAUCAAAUAAUUCCUUAUAUGGCUGGGGAAGUUUUCAAUGCCAACAAUGAAAAAGGAUUCACAAAAGCUGUCAAAGAAUUCUAUUUUAAUAAUUUGAUUGAUUUUUCUAACAAGGAUAAGUUUAUUCGAAGUCUCACAAAUUAUAUCAGCGAUGCUACCUUCUUAUAUCCAGAAAUAAGAAUGCUGGAGAAAACUGCAUCAAAAUGGAAAAGUGCAAUUUACUUUUAUAGCUUUGGUUAUCGAGGAGCAAUCUCUAUUUGGUCCUCAAUAGACAAAAAUCGAAAUCUGGGAGUUUCUCACGGUGAUGAAGUAUUAUAUCUUUUCCCAUUUCCACCCUCUGCCUUGGGAGUACCAAACCUUACUUUUUUAAAACAAGAUAUCUUUGUCAGUGAACUAAUGGUGGACCUCUGGACAUCCUUUGCUACAACCAGUGUACCAACAUCAAGACAGUUGACGACUGUUAACUGUUGGGUGCCAUAUAAUUUUAAGGCACAAGAUCCAAUUUUUCUUCAGAUUGGAAAUAUCCUCAAUAAUGCAGAUCCAACAGUGUCUCAGUCGCAUAAUUAUUACGCAAGCCGGAUGAACUUCUGGAGAAAAUGGCUUCCGAGUAAAUUAAUGAGUGAAAAUGAUGGAAACAAGUCGCUGAGCGAGUGGAAAAAACAAAAUAUUCAAGUUUCAUUUAAAUUACGAAUGGGGUUGAAUGUCGAUUUUCCAAGGCAGGGGCAUGGAACCUCAAAUAAUGGAAAUACGGCCAGACGGUUCUUCGCAAAUCCUAAACUUUCUGCUGAAACUACAGAUAAUAAUGAGGAAGUGAUAUCUCGAUUUGCUGUCAUUUUAAUCGCUUUAUCUAGCAGUUAUCUACUAAAUGAGGAUAACUUAAAGGCGUACUGCAUUGCAACUGCGAAACUAUAUGCAGAAUUAUAUUGGUGGUAUCCGAUGCCACCAACUGUGCACAAAACCCCAAUACAUGGAUCAUCAGUUUCGAAACAUUCAAUGAUUCACAUUAUUCAGUCAUCUGAAAAAGCUUUAAAAGCACGAAACAAAGACGUCCGUAAAUACAGAGAGCGCCAUGCGAAGAAAUUUUCGAGAGUCAAAACAUACGAAGAUGUAUUUCAGAGGUUGCUCCUUAAUUCUUGUCCGGCGAUUGUUAUUAGCAGUCUACCAAGCAGGCGGCGGUCACUCAAUGCUUUAGAUUUGUCGCCACAGAGUCGACUUGCAAUUGCAACUUCGUCGAAGUUUAAAAGUCGUUCGACGUUCAACUGCCCUCUGUUUGGUGGUCCAAAAGAACUGUCUUCUUUCAAACUUCCCACGAAUGAAGAUGUUAUCAAAGGCUGCGCUUUCGAAAGGCAACGUUUAGCUCCCGAAGAGGGGAAGAAAGAAGCCUUGUUUUCUGACAUUGCUGAGAACAUAGCCAAGGAGAUUAUUUCCGUAUACGAAAAAGCAUCAAUACCACAUGUUAUGCAUAAAAGAGUUAGAACAGUCCGAGAAAUGGUCAUCGGUACUCUUGACAAAGAAACAACCGCUGUUCUUCAAAAGAGGGAGGCUAGAAAAACACAGGAAGCUGCCCGACUACUAAAGUUGCCAGAUGGUACUUCCAGAGGCAGGGAAGUAUAUUUGCCAGCCGAUGAGAAUAGCAAUCAUGGAAUGGCUGAUUUUGAUCGCGAGACUACUGGCCAUUCAAGUUAUAAAGGGCCCAUCAGCCAGCAAUUAUCAAAGUGCACUUCUUUGCUCGUAGUUGAAUUCCAAACAAUUUUCUCAAACGUUCAAAACUUAUAUUUAACUGAUCUUAGUACCAAUCAACAAUACCUCUUCGAAAUGAUCCGUGCCUUCGAAAUUGGAGUUUGCCCCGAGGACCUGGCCAAACGCGAUCCAGGCCUCAUUUCUCAUUCGCGAUGGCUGGCUACAGCGAACAGAAUUCUUCGAAUGUACGUAGAAACAUCAAAUCCAUCCCCAGAGGUGCUAUCACUUGUGAAUUAUGUCAUGAAAGUAUAUGGCCCUGUUUGGCUUCUAAUCAAAAGCGACCCAUCUUACACGAAAAAAAACUUGCUGCUUGCGAUAAUCUCUGACGAGAGGCCCCAUGUCAGAGAACUUGCAGAACGUCGCAUUUUAAAAUACAGAAUGUCUGAAAUACAAGAUGGGAACAUUAGGUCUAGAUCUUUACGAGUUCCUAAGAUUGAAUUUGACGCACCUGAUUACAUUGAUCUGAUAUCUUGGACUGGGACCUGCAUCACUGAGCCGCCUCUGUUGGCAGACAUGCCGAUAGAUUAUUUAAUAGGCAUAGUGACAACCGGCUCAGUCGCUAGAUAUCUGUAUCCCCUGCUUCUGUGCCACAUGCAAGCUGUGGAAAGUACAGGAGAUGCAUCUGCCCCAGGAAAUUUCGGUUUAAAGGAUCAAGUUCUUACACUCAAGUGGGUUCAGAAAAAUAUUAAGGCUUUUGGAGGUAAUCCGAAUAAAGUCACUUUGCUGGGACAGAGUGCCGGUGGAAUGAGUACUGGACUCCAUGCACUUUCCAAAGCAAGUAAUGGUCUCUUUCAUCAAUAUAUCAUACAAAGUGGCAGUCCUUUAAACGAUUGGUCAUUCAAAAAGAGGAGCAAAAUUAUUCAACAUGCAAAGAAACUUGCGCCACUUGUUUCAUGUCCUUUCAAUACCUCUGAACGCUUUAUUGCUUGCCUUAGAACCAAAAGUGUACAUAGCCUUAUGAAUACGAGAAGAAUUUUUGGUCAAUUUGGAGCAUUUACAAAUAUAUUAUGGACGCCGACAGACGAACCUGAUGUUAAAGGAGCUUUUCUAACUGAUAGUCCGAGAAACCUGAUUAAUCACAAUCAAAUGAAAGAUUUGCCUUUUAUGAGUGGCUCGGGAACUUUGUUCAAAAAGGGAAUCGAAGAUCUUUAUAAAUUUAUUGAUUUUCUUUUGAGAAAUAAGGCGGAUGUAAUGGUGGAUAUGAAGAAUUUACGGACUUUAUUUCUCGUCAUUCUGUGCAUCUGCUGCAUAUGGGCAGAUCCUUUGGUAAACGUUUCCGAGGGAAUUUUGAGGGGAACUACACAACUAACAAGAAAAGGAAGAAAUAUCAGCGCAUUUCUUGCAAUUCCUUAUGCCCAACCUCCUAUUGGAAAACUAAGAUUUAACAAACCUUUACCAGCAACACCUUGGGAGGGUAUUCGAAAUGCGACAGAAGAUCCGAGUCCAUGUCCACAAGUUGCAAAAAAUUCAGUCGGAUAUAUUGGCAGUGAAGAUUGUUUAUAUUUGAAUGUUUAUACUCCACUGUUGCAAUUUAAUUUGACCAAGGUAAAUUAUACACCAAACAAGACAUUACUGCCUGUGAUUGCAUGGAUUCACGGAGGAGCAUUUGUAAGCGGAAGUUGCAGUUCUAUAACAUUUGGUCCUGCAUAUAUUUUGGACCAAAACGUUGUCUUUAUCGCUAUGAAUUACAGAUUAGGUAUUCUGGGUUUCCUAAGCUCAUCAGACUCAGUGGCGCCGGGAAAUUUUGGCUUAAAAGAUCAAGUUAUUGCGCUUAAAUGGAUUCGAAAAAAUGUUCGUGCAUUUGGCGGAGAUCCUGAACGAGUAACAAUUUGGGGUGAAAGUGCAGGGGGAGUUUGUGUACACCUGCAUUCAUUAUCUGAUGCCUCAAAUGGCCUCUUUCACCAAUAUAUUAUUCAGAGUGGUAAUGCAUUUUCCUCGUGGGCAUUUCAACCCAGAAAAUAUUUUAAACCAUAUAUUAAAACACUGGCUCUUAUAAUGCUAUGUCCAAGUGCGUCAACAAUCAAAAUAAUAAAUUGUCUAAGGCUCCAAAAUGUCGGUAGUUUACUGCACAAGAGUUACAUUUUUGGAAGUUUUGCACGAUUUUCUCAAAUGACAUGGGUACCAACUGACGAGCCAGAAGCAGAAGGUGCAUUUCUGACAGACAGCCCACAGAAUUUGGUAGCCAAAGGCAAAAUGAAAGAUUAUCCAUUUAUAACUGGGACGGUCAGUGACGAAGGGCUGGCAACGACAACGCCCCUCUACACAAAUAUGUAUCUGUACUGCUACAUCAGGAUCACCAUUUAUCAUUUUUUUAUACUUGUUACGGACUAUUACCUUAUGAGUAAAGACGUUCCAAAAUUUACAAAACUCGUAAAACAGUAUUACUUGAAUGAUUCAUAUUGGAGUUAUAAAGAAGAAUUUAUCACAAGCAUGACCAAAUUCAUGACUGAUGCAUUUUUCCUCUAUCCACAAGUAAAAUUACUUGAAAGAUCAGCAAAAACGAUGCAAAAUCCAUUUUACUCAUACUCGUUCGGAUACCGUGGCACUUUCAGUAAAUCUUCUAUUAUUCUUGGAAAUAACAGAAAUAUUGGAGUUUCUCAUGCAGAUGAACUGAUUUAUUUUUUUCCGAUAAAUUCAACAAAUUUUGGAUUACCUAAUCUAUGUUUAAGCCAAGCAGAUGAAUCAAUGAUAGAUUUAAUGGUCGAUUUGUGGACAUCAUUUGCAAUCAAUGGGAAACCAAGCUCUGAACAAUUAAAACCACGUGAUCUAUGGAAGCCUUAUACAGAAAACAUGAGUUUCCUACAAAUUGGAAAUAAUAACGAGCCUUCUGUAUCUCUUGAAACAAUGUAUUAUGCCGAUCGUAUGAAUUUCUGGAAGCAAAACUUACCAUCGUUUGACUAAUAUAAAUUUAAUUUUCUCUAAAGCUAUAGGCUAUAUUAAAUAUAUGUAUGAUGUUCUGGAUUUGGAAAAUCUAUAUUUCAUAAUUUUUUACAACAGUUUCAAAACUUUAUAGAAUAAAAAUUCAAUAAACAUUAUCAGGCAUCUUAGAAAUAUUCAAAACUUUAAAGUUAGCCCAGAGAAAGGUAAAUAAUAAUUAAUGUCACACCCACAAUCAGAUAACUUAUCAAGAUUCGUCACAUUACCUCAAAAUAAAGGC